AUGAACUGCCAUGGCGCGGUAGAGAAGUACAGACCAAAAGUGCUAGACGACGUAGUUGGCAAUUCGGAUACGAUAGAACGCUUGAAAGUUAUAGCUCGAGACGGCAACUGUCCACACAUCAUUAUAUCUGGAAUGCCAGGUAUAGGAAAAACUACAAGCAUACACUGUUUGGCACAUCAGUUGCUAGGCGAUGCGUACAAAGAAGGUGUUUUGGAGUUGAAUGCGUCGGACGAGAGAGGUAUUGACGUCGUUCGGAACAAAAUCAAGGGCUUUGCGCAGAAGAAAGUCACGCUUCCGCCAGGGAGGCACAAAAUUGUCAUUCUCGAUGAAGCAGACAGCAUGACACCGGGGGCACAGCAGGCACUGCGCCGUACUAUGGAGAUUUUCGCGAACACUACGCGGUUCGCAUUGGCAUGCAACAUGUCAAAUAAGAUUAUAGAGCCCAUACAAAGUCGAUGUGCGAUCUUGCGAUACGGGAAGCUGCGCGAUACGGAGAUCCUGAAGCGUCUCCUCGAAAUUUGUGAGAUGGAGAAAGUCAAGUAUAAUGACGAUGGCCUCACAGCUCUCAUUUUCACGGCAGAGGGUGAUAUGCGUCAGGCAAUUAACAACCUGCAAUCGACGUAUUCUGGCUUCGGUUUCGUAUCCGGCGACAACGUCUUCAAAGUCUGCGACCAGCCCCACCCAAUUGUCGUGCAGGCAAUCAUACGGGCGUGUCUAAAGGGCAACAUAGACGGCGCCAUGGAGAAACUGCAUGAGCUGUGGGAUCAAGGGUAUAGCGCCGUGGACAUUGUUGUCACAAUAUUCAGGGUGGUGAAGACCUUCGACGAGAUACCCGAAUAUACGAAGCUGGAGUAUAUCAAGGAGGUUGGAUGGACACACAUGCGUAUCUUGGAGGGCGUGGGCACUCUCAUCCAGCUCGGUGGCCUUAUGGCACGACUCUGUAAAAUGAAUAUGAAACCAGAGUUGUUCCGAGUGUGA
Molecule: messenger RNA, 978 nt
Organism: Sparassis crispa
Lineage: Eukaryota; Fungi; Basidiomycota; Agaricomycetes; Polyporales; Sparassidaceae
Product: Replication factor C subunit 4
Exons: 9
Coding region: 1-978 (325 amino acids)
Biological process (GO): DNA-templated DNA replication; DNA repair
Cellular component (GO): DNA replication factor C complex; Ctf18 RFC-like complex; Elg1 RFC-like complex
Molecular function (GO): DNA binding; ATP hydrolysis activity; ATP binding
Source: RefSeq, a predicted model, not a curated record